This is a messenger RNA of Lymnaea stagnalis (great pond snail), 16116 nucleotides long. The record is from the annotation of a GenBank genome assembly. Lineage: Eukaryota; Metazoa; Mollusca; Gastropoda; Lymnaeidae.
GUGAAAAGGUUGUGAGGCGUUAGCUAGCUGACGAAAGCAACAAAAUGUCGGAAUGUGGGACAGCUGUGUCUGAUCAAUUCUGAUUGACCUAAAAUAAUCACAGACUUGCUCUUCUCAUUUUAUUAGAACACACACAUUAACACAAAACGCAUCGGUAGGUUGUUUUAUUACUUUUCUUUUUUCUUUUUUUUUUCAUUUUUCAAUCUGCCGGUUAUUAUUGGAAUCUCCUUUUUUUUUUCUCUCUCUUUCUUUUUGUUUCUCUGUUUUUCAAGGGUUUGAGGGCUGGGUUAAGCUUUUCAGUAGAGUUUACAAUUAGCAAAAGCCAGUGUACCAAGGCGACGGGAAAUUAGGAAAAGAAAUAUAAGCCAGUCCGAUUUUGGUGUACCAAGGCGACGGGAAAUUAGGAAAAGAAAUAUAAGCCAGUCCGAUUUUGGUGUACCAAGGCGACGGGAAAUUAGGAAAAGAAAUAUUUAUUUUCGGAGAGACAGAAGAGCAAAAUGGAUUGGUUAUGCUUCCAUAUCAUUUCUGAGAUCUGCACAGUCCUCAUCACGGUGUUACGCACAUAAUAAAUAAUAUGAUGCAUAGCUUUUUAGUCCAGAACAGGGUUUCUUUCAGCUUUAUCUCGGGGGGGGGGCAAUGCCCCCGGGGAAAGUGCUGCCCCCCCCCCCGGGGAGAGCCAAGGGCCCACGGAGCAAAAGUAUGUCCACCAAUUAAUCAACUGUCACUGCUGGUACUGGCCCCCCUCGCGAAAAAUCUAAAAAGCUUCCCGGGGGAAAAUUUUUGAAAUAAUCACUGAUCCAGAAUAAGUUCCGUUUGACAUAUUUGAUAACAUUGAUGUAAAAUGGCUUUGAAAUCACAAAAUUAAUCUUCAAUAAUAAUAUACACUAAAAACAUCAAUCCAUUUAACUUUAAAAAAUUAUUGACAUAUAUAUAUAUAUGAAAUCACAAAACGUCCCUUUAUUUAAAAAUUAUUUAUAAAUUGGUAAUUUACCAAUCAAAAACUAAUUUUAAAAGUUUAAAUUUCAUGACAAUAAAUGUGGCAGUUACCAAACGUAUUACUUAUUGAAUGAACAUUUAAAAAGGUAUUCAACAAUUAGACAUGACAAAUUGAUUAUAUCUGCAUUAAAAUUAAAGUAAGAUGGCUAACUAUUGACAUCUACUUUACUUUUACUUAACUUUGUCUGUUACAUUUUCUUUUUCAAAAUGAAGGAUAUCGAAAAAAAAGCGUCAAAAGUAAUAAAGCUAUUGUUUCAGAAACUGUUGUACAGAUUUUUAUUUGUCUAGAAUUAUUACCUAAACACUGUCAUUGGUGUUAUAAUUCUACAAUGCUUGUUACCUUCUUGAGUGUUAUGCAGCUGUUGUUUUUUUAAAAACAAUUAUAAGCCAAGUCAUUUCGGGUUUUUCCGAACCUCUCUUCACCCCCCCCCCCCCUUUUCCGUUCCCUUUAUUUAGCAGUCACGUGAUUGUAGCCUUGACAACAUUAGAUAACAACCGUGAAGCAAACUCCUAAAAUGGUUUCAAACUAUAAGACUAAACUAAUUACUUUGUCUUGUCCAGUGAGGUAAUCGACAUCCUAUGCAAGAUCCCACCUCUCCGUGGUGCACGGGACCAGUACCCGUGAACGGACACGGGGAAGCCAACGGGAUCACGCCCACCAACACAAGGUAAAUUUUCCAUUUCUUUCAACAUUCAAAUAACACAGACUGUUUUCUUGUCUUACAACAUCUGAGCUUUUUUUUUAUGUCGUAGCCCAGUGGUUCUCAAACAUUAUAGACAUAUUACAGAAGUGUUCUGUAUAAUCUCCCCCCCCCCCCCCCAAAUUAGGGUUACAUUUUCAAAAAAGUAAUGUUAUAAUAGAGAGUUACUAUUUACACAUUUUGUGAGUGGAUAAUUUUUUUAACAUAGGCGUACAUUUGUGUCCACCGUAGGUCAAUCACUUUAAAAUAAUGCUCAAUCGUUGCUUCUCCUUUUCUUUUUUUUCUAAUAUUCCUGAAUGUCCAUUGCUCUGUUUAAGAUUGUGUCUCUGUUUACUCAGAGAAAUAACAGAACACACGUAUCAAAAAUCAAUGCACUGUUUCGUUUUUUUUUUUGUUGUUUUUUUUAUUUUUUUUUUUUUUAAAUACAUAGUUAACAACACUAAACAAAUACCUUAACACAAUCAUUUAAAUAAUAAAUAAAUAUAGCUAUUUGUUUAAAAUGGAUUGGUUAUGCUUCCAUAUCAUUUCUGAGAUCUGCACAGUCCCCAUCACGGUGUUACGCACAUAAUAAAUAAUAUGAUGCAUAGCUUUUUAGUCCAGAACAGGGUUUCUUUCCGCUUUAUCCCGGGGGGGGGGGCAAUGCCCCCGGGGAAAGUGCUGCCCCCCCCCCCGGGGAGAGCCAAGGGCCCACGGAGCAAAAGUAUGUCCACCAAUUAAUCAACUGUCACUGCUGGUACUGGCCCCCCUCGCGAAAAAUCUAAAAAGCUUCCCGGGGGAAAAUUUUUGAAAUAAUCACUGAUCCAGAAUAAGUUCCGUUUGACAUAUUUGAUAACAUUGAUGUAAAAUGGCUUUGAAAUCACAAAAUUAAUCUUCAAUAAUAAUAUACACUAAAAACAUCAAUCCAUUUAACUUUAAAAAAUUAUUGACAUAUAUAUAUAUAUGAAAUCACAAAACGUCCCUUUAUUUAAAAAUUAUUUAUAAAUUGGUAAUUUACCAAUCAAAAACUAAUUUUAAAAGUUUAAAUUUCAUGACAAUAAAUGUGGCAGUUACCAAACGUAUUACUUAUUGAAUGAACAUUUAAAAAGGUAUUCAACAAUUAGACAUGACAAAUUGAUUAUAUCUGCAUUAAAAUUAAAGUAAGAUGGCUAACUAUUGACAUCUACUUUACUUUUACUUAACUUUGUCUGUUACAUUUUCUUUUUCAAAAUGAAGGAUAUCGAAAAAAAAGCGUCAAAAGUAAUAAAGCUAUUGUUUCAGAAACUGUUGUACAGAUUUUUAUUUGUCUAGAAUUAUUACCUAAACACUGUCAUUGGUGUUAUAAUUCUACAAUGCUUGUUACCUUCUUGAGUGUUAUGCAGCUGUUGUUUUUUUAAAAACAAUUAUAAGCCAAGUCAUUUCGGGUUUUUCCGAACCUCUCUUCCCCCCCCCCCCCCCCCUUUUCCGUUCCCUUUAUUUAGCAGUCACGUGAUUGUAGCCUUGACAACAUUAGAUAACAACCGUGAAGCAAACUCCUAAAAUGGUUUCAAACUAUAAGACUAAACUAAUUACUUUGUCUUGUCCAGUGAGGUAAUCGACAUCCUAUGCAANAAAAAUCAAUUCACUUUUUCUUUUUUUUUUUUGUUGUUUUUUUUAUAUUUUUUUUUUUUAAAUACAUAGUUAACAACACUAAACAAAUACCUUAACACAAUCAUUUAAAUAAUAAAUAAAUAUAGCUAUUUGUUCUCUAUAUUUUAAUGCAAGCCUCGCCAUUCAAUUGUAAAUGUAAUUAUAGGUAUCGGCGUUGACCAGCGUUGGUAGAUCAUCAAACUACACAUACUCAGCAGACAUCGAAACUCCACAUUUGCGAGUCAUCGCACCAGGGACACUUCAGUUCACCACCUGGAGCAUAGUAGUCGUCAAUCAAGAAGUCAGUCUUCCUUAGACGAAGCCAAGGUCUUUGGCGAACCUAUCUUUUGAAUGAUUUUACCUAACGCCAUAAUUAUUUUCUAAAUAAUAUACUUCAUGGCCAUCAUAUGUUCCUCUAACUGAUUCCGACUAGAUUUCUGGUUACUUUUGAGUUGACCUUUUAUUAAAAACACAUUUUCCAAAUGGAAGUACUCGAUUUGAUAAUUUCAAGAGAAAUGUCUGUCCCAGAAUUGCGCAAAUUAAAGGAUGAAGCGGCAGCCCGUACCAGCAUGAGCAUUGCAAAUUAAAGUGUUCUAGUGUUUAUGGCAGGGAUGGAUGACAUCGUUGAAAGAACCAACCCCACCGAGAUUUUUUCAUUUGACUCUAUGAUCAGACUGGCAACAUUCCGUCAGGUUGUACAUUAUGAAACGCCAAUGUGCCUGAGUUCAUUAGCAGAAUCGGGGUUCAUCUUCGCUGGGUAUGGUUCUUCCAUCAAGUGUGUGGGCUGUCAGAGGUCAGUGGAUCUAUUCGGCGUCAGAACAGACCCUUCAGACAAGUGCUACCACACUGGGAUGUGUCCGUUCGCUACUUCUGGGAAUCAAAGCUCAGACGAAGGUUAUGAGGGAGAGAGCGAUCUUCAGGUAGAUGGUUUGGUGGCCUCUCCACCUGUAGCGCCAAUCUGCCCUGAGGUUGUUAACUCAUUAGAGCUUCCGCCAACGAAUGAGUUGAAAUCAGUUGAUCCCCUAAGUUCAGACUUGCGUCAUCACACUAGUUCACCAUACAGGAGUUUUGAACACUCGGUAAAUGAAACAGGAAAUGACGCUACCGGUAUUCAACCUAACCAGACUACGUUACCACCAUCACUGCUUGGAGCAACGUCUUCUAUAAGUAUGUAUUUAUUUAUUAAACACAUUAUUUCAUUCAGUCUUCAACACAUCUGUUGUUACCACUUAUGUAUUGUUGUGUUUUUUCUGUAUUUAAAAUUUGUAAAAAUAAAAUUUAAGUGAUAUUUUUUUUAAAAUUUAUUUAAAUUAUCAAUCAAUACCCAUUCUGCAUGAAUCUUUAAAUGUUUAAGCCAUUUCCAUAAAAUUCAAUUCAAACUCAUUUAACAAUUACUAUAUCAAGGCUUUAAAACCAUAUAGAACAUAUAAAAAAUGUAAGAGGUGGCACGCAUUGCAACAUUCAUUUAUUUUAUUUUAUGCACACACAAAAUUGUUUUUUGGGUUUUAUUCGACUUUAGUUCCCUUCAAAAUUCUAAGUUUAAAAUAAUUUAUACCAUAUCUACUUUACCUGGGAUGUAUUUUUAAACUUUUUAACGAUAUUAUUUCUUUAUCAGUAGAAACUACCGAAACUACCGAAACUUCCAGAGAAACAGCGUCACCAUCUAGCGGGUUGUCAGAUUAUUCAUCAGACAGUUCAGACAAUUAUUUUUGUAAGAAGCUUAAACCUUUAAACCAUCAAUAAAAAUUAAAAUUACAACCGCUUACCUUUUUAAAUUUGUUAAAUAUGUAUUUAUUUAUUUAGGCAUUUUUAUAUAGCGCUUACCUUAAAGCUCUAAGCGCUUUAAAAUUAUUAAAAACAUGUAAACUAAAAAAAAUAAAAAUGAGACACUAGGAUAGUAACUACUAUACUAUACAAACAAUGAAAAUGGCUAUAAAAACGAGUACACUUUGGCACGUUUUGGCCUAAACUACAGGAUCAACCCGAGACAGAAAAUGAGACAGGGCAAGGAGGGUUUAUCACAGGUCAUAGGUGGACCUAACAACAUGCUAUUACCUUUUAUAAAAUCUUAAGAUUUGUUUGGAUUUAAACUUUUUUUUUUUAAAUCUAUGAUCCAAUUUCUUAAUUUUUUAAUCAAUAGCAUUUUUUUUAUUUUUGUUUAUAUUUUAUAGUUGAUUCGGAUGCCUUUAAACCGGAAUGUCACUACACCAGAAAGAACCCCGAUCCGGUGCAUAGAGUUCACUGUGACAAAAACCCUGGGCACUAUGCUUACUUUCCAGCAUCGUCUAUUAACUUGCAACAAAUACCAUCGUCGACAAGACACCCCGAUGUCAUCAAGAUUCUUCAGCUCUGCUCCGAGCUGACAGUAAAAAUCUCUGUGUGCCAUAUUAGCAGACAUCGUCCGAAGGAAGAUGAGGUUCUAAGGAGCACUUUAACUCCUAGAUUCGGAACAGGUUUCAUGCAGGAUGACACCGGGGAGGUUUCGAAUACUGACGGAUCUUUAAAAAAGUUUGUUCCAUUUCUGAGUAAAAACAAGAAACACGAAAUAUAUAUACGGACAAAUCGCCAUCUGGUCUUUGAUGGGACUGAGGCUGAGAAGUCUACUGUGGAAUUUACCUACAAACACAACAACAAUGUGAAAAUUAUCACAUUGAAAGGGAAGGGUGUACUUUACAGCAAGACCCCGGCAAACAACAGCGUCAUUUUAGUAUGCACCAGCAGCGAUCAAGAUUUCGUUAAACGCAUCUCAACCGCCAGGAACCAGAUAUUGGAACUGACAGCAAACCUACCAAGAAGAAUCAAAGUUGGCUUGACCAAGAAGCUCUUCAUCAUACAUCACCCGCACGGGGGAGAGAUGGUCAUUUCGUAUGGAGACUCGGUCAUGGUCAAAUAUUUGUUGGAAGAGACAGGCCAUGGUCGGCAAAGAUUGUCAAAGAUAAAUGGACAGCUUCAUCUGGGUUAGUCAUUAUUGAAAUAGCUUGAACACAUUCUGUCCUUUACCAAAUACAACAUCAUUAUGUGUGAAUGAUCUCGAAAGUAAAUAAAAUUUCAAUAACCAUCCAGUAAAACGGACUGCUUAAAUAAUCAUUGAAUCAUCGAGCCAUCCUAUAUGGUAGGAAUCUUAAACUUUCUCCAAAUCUAGAAAAAGUUAUUUGAUUUCAUUUCAAUUCUGUAUGAUUAAAUAUUAUUUUUCUUCUAUACUUUCGAGGUCCACGAUCAAUGUAUUGAUAAUUCUGGCUCCUAUAAACACAUCAUGCAUAUACUACAUCGGCACAUAUUCUUAAAUUCACAGAGCAACAUCUAUCUCAAAAUCGUGUGAGGAAAGCUCUUCUCUAUGCGGCCGACACAUGCUCGGGAUCAUCCGGGGCGCCUAUCCUAACUUUUAGAAGGGACGCCUCAGUCGUCGGUGCGCAAGAAUUUGUCUUGGAGAUAUGGAUGCACAAUGGUGUGGACAAUGGCUCUAAUCUUGGGGGGUCUGUUAUGAAAGGUAAAAUGGUGUAAUAUUGUUUUAAUCAAAUUUAAUUUAUCGUCCUCCCAAGCAAGCAGCAAGUUGGGAAUGUACCAUUGGGCUCAAAAUUGAAUUGAUAAAUAAAGAUCAAUUUUGAGAAAGAGUUUUUAAAAAAAAAUCAUUUAUGUUAUGACAAAUACCUAAAUGGCAAUGUAACUUUAAACAUUUUAGAUAAUUAAUUUUCUUUAAAAAUCUAUUUGUCUUUCUAAUAACCUACGCAUAUAUAUAUAUUUAACUUUUUUUUUUUUUUUAGAAAAACUAUGUGAAUUAAAAAAUAAUAUGUUUAAAGAUUUUAAGAAUUAUUCUUGCAUGUCUAAAUUAAUGUUUCAGAUUUUACGUGUAAUUUUUCGUGACAUAAUUUCAUUUUUUUUUUAAAUUUUCUUUUUUAAUCUCAGUUUUGUAUAAAAUGUAUACUCCAUGUACAAGAUGUUCUGUUACUUGUCAUACUUCUUUUUGUCUUGUUUGCUGAUGAAGGCUCUAAGCCGAAACGUCCAACUCUUUUGUUCUGUUUAUGAAAUCAAGUUUAGCACCCCAUUGUCUUUAAAUUUCAAUCGGUUUAGAAGCGUUGUCUUGUCCAAGGUUUAAUAAUAUCUAUGGCGAUUUAUAUUUUUCUUUAACAUUUCUUGCCUUGGUAGGUAUUUAAACGUAUCUCGCAGUGGAAUCUUAAGAUUUUAAACACCACAUCAACAAAUGAUGAUUGAAUCUUUUCAUGCAUUUACUGUCCAUUUCUAUGACAGAGUACAGGCUCGUGGAUUAUGAGUUGGCUAACAGAGUUGGUCAGUCUAGUUCUUCAAGCCAGGAAAACCAGGACGAUGACGAUGAUGAUGACGACAGCACUGAAGACAAACACGUGACGUCACCAGUGUUCAAAGUGCUCAGCCGUGCCUCCUAUCCCGUGUACAUCCCUUACCACAAGAGGUUGGAGAGUUUUAACGACUGGAUAUUUCAGGAAAUCCACGAUCCUAAAGUACUCGCUUUGGCUGGAUUCUUCUAUGCAGGUAAACAAAGGAGAUUUGACAGCUGACAGACAGCAGAAAGUUGAUUGACAACUGAAAGACAGUUGUAAGUUGUUUGACAGCUGCCAGACAGCAGUAAGGUUAUUGACAACUGCCAGACAUCAGUAAGAUGAUUGACAGCUCACAGACAUCAGUAAGUUGAUUGACAGCUGUUAGAAGCAGUAAGGUGAUUGAUACCUGCCAGACAGCAGUAAGGUGAUUGACAGCUGAUAGACAGCAGUAAAAUGGUUGACGACAUCUGUCAGACAGCAGUAAGGUGAUUGACAGCUGCCAGACAACAGUGAGAUGAUUGAGAGCUGCCUGACAGCAGUAAGGUGAUUGACAGCUGCCUGACGGUGGUAAGUAGAUUGGAAGCUGCCGGGCAGUGGAAAGCAGAUUGACAUCUGACGUACAGUAGUAAUUCCAUUGUCAUGCAGUGGUACAGGAUUGACAGUUCCAAGAAAUCGGUAAGUUGAUUUUAAAAGACAUGUUUUUUUGUUUUUUUUUAAAAUUCAUCUAUAGCAAUUGGCUUUGCAUUUUUAUUAGACUGUUAAAACGAAAUGUAUUGAAAAAAAUUGAAUAUAUCAAUGACUUUAUAUUAUUUUAAUACAGCCCUAUGAGUACAAGUCACAUCACUAAUAAGAACAAAUCAAAGACAAUAAACGUCAGUGGCUGGAAUGUGCACACGUUGAUGGAUGACCCCAGAGCAUAUAGACCAGCGCGGAAAACUCCCAUUGGAAGACUAGAGACCUAGCAGAGAUAUCAGGAACACUCCUACCAUAGACAAAAUCAACUUACAGAUCUAGGAGGCGGAUACACUUUCUUGUGGAGCGGCUGCUGCUAAAACGGAUGACGAGAAGCUGGUGUUGGUUUAAUCAUUAAAAAAAACACGUUGCCCACACACUCUCAAAGGUGCAAGAAGGGAUCGAUGACCAUCUGAUGACACUUCGGCCUCCUCUAUUCAAACCUUAAAGAGCCACGCCCAUAAAUGCCUAUGGUCAAUGGUCCCAAUGAUAAGACAUUCAAAGUAAACCAAAAACAAACUGUCUGAAGAACUAGACCAUGUCAUCUUAUAAGUUCCAAAAUCAGAGAAGCUCGUAAUCCAUGGGGACUUCAAUGCUAGGGUUGUAACAAACCACCAGACAUGGCGAGGUACUAUCAGAAUACAUGGCCAUGGAAAGUGUAACAGAAAUGAUCCACUGCUCCAAAACUUGCCCACAAAAAUAACCUCACUAUCGCCAAAACACUUCAAAACACUGGCACAUGAUGGAGUAUAUAAUCAGCAGAAAAAAAUGACAUACAAGAUGAUAGAGUAACCAAAGUUAUGUUUGGUGCUCAAUGCUGGUCUGACCAUCAACUCAUAAUUUCCAAGUUAACGUUUCACGUCAUACCCAAGAGAAGACACCAAGGCCAGAAAUUCAAAGCACAACUUAAGUGUACAAACAUGGCCGACAAUUUGUUCAUUGAACUCGAAUGCAGACUGUGCAAUAUUCCCGAGGUGGACAUAUUAAAAUAUUGAAUCCAAACGGUCUAAAUUGAGAGAUACUAAUCUACCCGUCUGCUCUGGAGCACCUCAGACCAACUACCCACAGAAAGAAGAUUGGUAUGAUGAAAAUAAAUGAUAAUGAGCUACAGUCACUACCAAACGAUAAAUAUCAGGUGCUGAGAUCCUAUCAGAACAAUCCUACGUCACAAGUAGGGAAAGAUGCUCUCAUCAAAAUAAAACAGAAAGUGCUAAAGAAACUGUGAAAUUCACGAUUCAUGGCUCAGUAGGAAGGCUAUUGAAAUUCACGAUUCAUGGCUCAGUAGGAAGGCUAUUGAAAUUCAGGAUUAUGCCGAUAGACGCGACAACAAACGAUUCUGCGAUGCCAUAAAAGAAGUCUAUGGACGAUAGGUCUCAGACUGCUUGCCCAUCCUUAAAAAAUGUCAUCACUUUACACAACUGCUGACAGACAAGAGUCAGAUUUUUUAGAAAGAUGGGCCGAAAAUUCUUGUCAAGUUCUUAACUGUCCGGUGGCUACAAACGAUAAUGCUGUUCCUAGUUUACUAGAAGUGGAGAUGAACCAAGAGCUGGACAACACCCACAAUGAAGAUGAAGUCGGGAUGGCAAUCCAGGUACUCUCCUCAACUAAAUCCCCAGGAUAAGAUGCACUCCCUGGUUAAAUCUACAAAGUAAGGGUCCCCUUCUUGACAGAAGACUCACAAAGUUAUUUGAGUCGAUAUGGAAAGAUGGUACUUUCCCUCAGUAAUUCAAGGAGGAAAAUAUGAUACACAUAUAAGAGAAAUGGCAGUCGCGAAAACUGUACCAAAUAUCGAGGCAUUUAUAUCCUGUCCAUAGCUGUGAAAAUAUUGGUUAGUGUCCUACUUAAUAGUUUACAACUACAUCUUGAACAGGGAUUACUUCCUGAAAGUCAAAAUGAAUUUCGUUCAGAACGGGGCACAGCUGACAUGAUAUUUGCUGCAUGCCAACUCCAGGGAAAAUGUCAAGAGAAACACAGUGACCUGUUCAUCGCCUUUGUUGAUCCGACCGAGACAUUUGACUUAGACAGUUGAGAUGGGCUGUGGAAGAUAAUGGAGGUUUGGCUGCCCAAAUAGACUUAUCACAAUAGUAUGUCGACUCCUUGAUGGUAUGAUGGCUAGGGUGAUGAAUUCUGGAGAUGAAUGAUCUGCGCUCUAGCCACAUUACUUUUUAGCAUGUUUUUCUCAGCAAUGCUUACAAAUGCUUUUCAUCUCAAUAGUAACAGCUUUCCUAUAAGAUAAAGUACAGAGGAGGUCUAUUUAAUCUUAGGAGACUCCAAGCAGUUACUUUGUCCUAAAUGCAAUUUCUGAACUAAAAAUGUCACAAAUACUGAGAAAAGUGAACAUUUUUAAACACAAUUAAACUGAGAUGUCUUAUUAAUGAAGAAAUAUAUUAAGUGAUAAUUCAAAAAAUAUUUCUUAUUGUUAAUUAAUUUGAACACCAAUUAUCUUCAAACCAGGCUAUGCCGAUUGUGUCCGAUGCUUUCAGUGUGGACUCGGUCUAAGAUCCUGGAAGCCAGGCGAUGAUGUUUAUAGCCAACAUGAAAAGCACAGACCCAACUGUCCAUUUCUUCAGACGCAGAAGAUGACACGGAUCGAUGAAGCAUCCUCCAAUGGUUUGUUCUCAUAACUGAAACACAGUCUUUCCCUUAUAACUUACAUCUCAUUGGGAAAAUCUCGCAAAUCGUACUUAGCUAUUCAGAUCGAUACAAUUCAUUUUUUUUAAACAACACACAAUUGAACAUGAUAUUUAAAAUGUUGGAUAAUAUAUACCUUUUAGUCCAAAUCAAAGACCUUCUCCUAUUUGCUUCAUUCUUUAUGGGGAUAAUGAUCAAACAGAAGGCUUUUAAUGCAUUUCACCUACAAAACACGAAACGUCAAUAACAAGCAGCGUAUUGCGGCUAGUUUUAAAAUACGUAAACUUAAGUGCACGGGUGUCUUAAAAAAUGUGAACGCCCUCGGCUCAGCAAUGCGCUAGAGUCCCCUAACUUGCUCUACCACCCACAGUCGGGACCAAAAAAAAAUCAAAAUAAACAUUUAAUUAAUUAAAAUUAAACAACUUUAAUUCAUACUAAAAAAUAGUAUGGUUCAAAAACCUGUUUUUAAAUAAAAGUGUAUAAUUGGUUCAAAAUAGAUAUGGAGUUUAAUUAUUGUUAUUGACGGAUAUAAUGAAUUAUUCGUUACAAAGCAGCAUAAAUGCUUUUGUUAAUUUUUGCUGAGAAUUUAUUUAUAAAGUCGUUGAAUACAAGACAACGGUUUCUCCAGUAGGUCAUUUUCCAUGCACAUAAGUGAAAGCCAUUUCAAAUGUUGCUGCUCGGUCGUCAUGAGGAAAUGAUUCUUUAUGAGAGUUAAUCUUUCUAAAAUGAAUGUUCCCUGAGCCGUGCUAACAGCAAUUACACACACAAAAAGCAUAGCUACAUUUCAUUUUCAAUGAACGUGAAACAAGUUUGCACAUAAUUUCUACAAGUUUUUGCCAGAUAGAAAAGAAGGGAACAACUACGUCCAUCUGUUUUGUUGAAAAGUCAAGUUUAAAGUAUAUCUUUUAUGCAUACAUGGUAUUUAAACUGGUAUUUUCUUUAAUAAAUGGCAACUAAGAAAAUUGAUCAGAGUAUACUUUGUGUUGGAGUCUAGAUUUGGAACACCGUCGAGGUCACUGCUGACAGAGGAAGACACAAUAACGGCUGGAAACCCAAAGGGUGGAUUUGGUUGUCUCACCCUACGCUUGGAAGAGUUCCUCAAGAAUACAGAUCCGUGUCAAUGUCACGCACGGGAAAAGCUUCAGCUCCAUUUCAUGAGGGCUUGCAGUUUUUAGAUUAAAAUUUAGGACGGGGCUUAAUUAUUAUUAUUUUUUUUAAUUUCAUUUUUUAGACUUGAGUUACAGUCCACUUAGAUCAGGGGUUCUUAAUUAUCUAGGGUUUGCCGCAACCCUUGCAAGUACUGCAACCAGUGGCGAUUUGCAUUUUUAUAAGCAAUAGUUUGCAUUUUAUUGAUUUAUUGAUUUAAUUAUUAAUUUUUUUUUUUUUUUUAAUUUUUUUUUUUUUUUGGUGGGGUAAUGUUUUAAAAUCAAGAAGGGGUCAUACGCAUCAAAAAAACUAAAGUCCAUGAACUAGAAAAAAAAAAAAAUACUGAAAAAUUAAUAAAAAAUUUUUUUUUUUUUUUUUAUUUUUUUUUUUUUUUUGGUGGGGUAAUGUUUUAAAAUCAAGAAGGGGUCAUACGCAUCAAAAAGACUAAAGUCCCUGAUCUAGAAAAAAAAAAACAUUCUGAACAAUUCAUGAAAGAUGAGUCUGAAGACUGGUAGUUCAUGAAGAAGAGUGAAGACACUGCAUAAAACCAAGGAAGAGAAGGGAUAGAAGGAAACAAUGUCGACUAGCCCAAAACAGAUUCGAUAAUUUGGAGCUAGACCACUAAUCAAACACUGGACACAUGUCAAAUAGGCUAAAUAUGCACCAUAAAAUUAAAAGCAAUUUUCGUGACCAUAAUUAGAACACACAAUGAAGCUGUCUCAUAAAUCCUGGUGAAUCCACAGAGACGUAUGUGAUCUUGCCAGUGCUACGUCAGGCCUGUCCAUUUCCUCCCUUACUCUUCCCAAGGAACUUAAAUAAAUCACAAUAAGGACCAUGACAAACGCUUACAAUUGACGUAGCAUUUAGCAGUUCCCGCUACAAGACGUGGACUUUUUUUAGGGCAUAAUGGUUAUGUCCCUAAACAUCACACACUUGAAAUUAUUUUUUUUUUUUUUAAAAACCACAAAAUUUGAUCACAGAAAAGUGCUAGCGAAGAAAAAUCAUAGAAUUUAUAUUAGAGCAACGUAAAUGAUCAAUUUUCAAAUAUAUAUGUAUAUUUUUUUCAAUCCAACAGAUUUAAAUACCAAGGUCCCCGAGGAAAACAUCGCUGUCAGACUUCUCAAGCUUGAAAACACGAAGCUGGAAGAGCAGCUGAAAUGCAAGGUUUGCUACAAGUCCCAAAUUAAAGAUUUGUUCCUGCCCUGUGGUGAGCUGUACGCCUGCAGUGACUGCUCCAAACUGCUCACCCACUGUCCGUCAUGCAACAAGCAGAUACUGGCCACGGUGGCCACAUUUUUCACCUGAAUAUUAUUGUAUUAAUACUUCUGUGCUAUUUUAAGUUUGCUAGCAAGGGCCGGUUGUGGUGGGGUUUUUUAAUAAUUUUUAGUGGUUCCUUUGGUGGGUUUUUUUUUUGGUGGGAAUUUUUUUCUUUAAAUUGUCUAAACUUGAGCAUUUUACUAUAAAUAUCUUUAUAAUUAAUUUCACAAGCUAUUUAAUGAAAAGUGUCACAUUCAUGUUCGAAUUAAUUGAUUUAUAGACUUUCUACAAUAAUUUCAGAAUCAAUGUACAAUUUUUUAAAUUUAAUUCACAUGUCAAUGCAUGUGUCAAAUAGAUAUGUUGCUUACUUCUAAAAAGAUUUUUCACGUUAUGGAAGGGACAGUGUUGAUAUUUAUUAUUUUACAGUCAAAAACUUUGUGUACUGAACUGAAACACUUAUCUCGUACGACGGUAAAUAACAAGUGAUUGAAACUUUGUUUUAUCAACUUACAUGGGGAGUAAAAUGCUCACGUACCUCCUCGAAUCGGUCUCCCCGGGGGCAAAAAUCAUAAAUACUUUUUUUGCUGCAAAAUCGUGAGUCGUUCCGGGAAAAAAAAAAUUAUUGUCAAGGACGUACCAAUGGUUUUGUGUCUAAUGGUUGUCAGAUUUUUGGCCUGAAUGUCAUUGUUUAUUGCCAAUAUUGCAUGCUUUGAGUGGCUUUGCAAGUCUAAGAGCUGUAGGAGCUAAACUAAACAUAUAAGUUGCACGUGCGUAUAGAUUUGACUCUUUAAUUCUUCUUGCGUGGUCAGGCAGUUGAGUGAAUACAGCACAUUUUAUUGUGUUAUUUACUUGCCUGUCGGUGUUUGUGUUAGUGUUGCACUCAGUGAGAGGCUAAUUCGUUGCACUAUUUCGUUGCGUAAGAAGUUUUCUAGCGAUUAAAGCACUCUAAAAUAAGCACGGAGAAAACAACAAUACUCCCUAGGAUUCAAUUGAAAAGUCAACGAGAAUUUCGAGCAAGUCAGGAGCUAUGAUGUCUUCACAAUUUCGUAUUUUGUCAAUGGUCCGAAACUCUAAGACUUAAUCCUUAUUGUAGACUUUUUUAUGUACGAUGUUUAGCAUGAGUUACUUCAUCUUGUCCUUAACACUUAUGAUGAUGUCACGUCCAGUGUGCACAGAACAUUCGCCAUUUGCAAUUCAUUAUAGAUUUAUUUAUAUAUAAAUAAAUAAAUACAUAUAUGUGUAUAUAUAUACAUAUAUAUAUAAUAAAAAUUUAAUGUAUACAUAUGUGAAUAUUCCCGAUUCUGCUGGGGGCUGUCCAUGGCUAGACAGGGGUAGAUAGUACUUGGGUGGGUGAGGUCAAUCUUUUCACCAAGUGUUGUCUUUAAAGGUAUGCGUUUAUGUAAUUGAUAAUUUUUAUGUGAAGCGCAGUGAGCCUGGCCAUAGGAUCGGGGUACUGCGCCAGAUAAAACCACCUAAUAAUAAUUAUUAUUAUAAUAAAAACAAUAAUAAUAAUAAUAAUUUUUUGUUGUAUUAAUAAAGGCACUGGUUGAAAUGUUUUACAUUUGUAUUCUAUGUAACCAUUAUAAAAGCUUAACCUAUAGUGUUUUAUUUACGCAAAAUGUUUGUGUCUCCUUAAGCUACUUGAAAGCCUUGUCGCAAUCCAACACCCUUGUACUUCAUAUUAGUCUUGAUUUGAUGUCUAUAAUAUUAAAUAAAUGCAGGAUUUUGAUUCUUAUAGAGUCAGUAUUCUGUUAGAAGUGUUAUUUACCCCAUAUUAGGUGUUUCUGGUUUCUGGUUUAAAACAAAAUACAUGCGGAUAUGGAAAACAAUUUGGAACACACUUCCUAUCGCUCUCAGAAACAGCCAGACACUGAAGUCUUUCAAAACUGAAGUGAAAACUUAUCUAUUUCGCAAACACCUGCUGGGGUGAUGUCGUCAAUCUAGCUAUUAUCUUGUAGAUGUAUAUUAGCCUGUGUUGUUUAAGACUUAGAAAUGGGUAUUCUCGUAUGUAGGUUUUUUUUUUUUGUUUUAAUGUUGCAUUGUGUACUUGAUUGUGGUAUGCACAGCGCUUCGAGCCUUCGGGGAUAAAGCGUGAUUUUCUAAUAAUCUUUAUUAUUAUUAUUAUUAUUAUUAUUACCUGUUGGUUUUUUUUAAAUAUUAUUUCUGAAUAUCAUAGCUUGCUCUUCAGACAUUUUACUCAAGGAGUGUUUCUUUCUUUCUUUUUUUUUUGUCUUUCUUUUUUCUUGUUUGUGUACAUGGCUAUGAUUAUGAGUUGGGUUUUUACUGGGCUCUGAGAACAAGAUAUUGACGUUCAGGAAUGACUUGAACACAUUUUUGGGAUGUGAUUUUUUUUACUUUUAUUUCUCAUCAUCCAUAUUUGCUCAUUAGUCGAGUUUCACUAAAAAUAUAUAUAUAUAUUUACGUCACAUCAUUAGCUUUAUGCUUGCUUCUUUUUUUUUCCUCCAUUUUUCAUCAGAUUGAUGACAUGCACUUUAUAUUUAGAUUAAGAAUAUAUAGUGUCUGUUUGUCAAGUCGAUUUGAAAUAAAAGAAACUUUUUGAAGAAAGAAUUAAUUGCGUACAAUUUGUUUUUCUUAUUUCCUUUUUUUUUUAAAACAUUUUAAAAUUAUUUUGUUACUUAGCUAAGACACCGGUAGUGCGAAUUGCGUGACGUCUGCUUGCCAAAUAACAUUCAUUGCCCAUUGAGAAUCGAGGCACAUCUUGAAAACGAAUGUUUAAUUUGAUGUUAAAAAUU